This is a messenger RNA of Musca domestica (house fly), 3415 nucleotides long. It is a transcript of the gene pain, whose product is annotated as transient receptor potential cation channel protein painless. NCBI's taxonomy places the organism in Eukaryota, Metazoa, Arthropoda, Insecta, Diptera, Muscidae. Gene Ontology annotation, cellular component: membrane. Gene Ontology annotation, molecular function: monoatomic ion channel activity; protein binding. The record is from RefSeq and is a predicted model, not a curated record. The transcript is spliced from 5 exons. Gene Ontology annotation, biological process: monoatomic ion transport; transmembrane transport. Bases 467 to 3205 code for a protein of 912 amino acids.
UCAUUUAGUUUGAAUCUUGAGCUAUUGCACUGUAGAUCGGUGAACGGAAAAAAGGCACUGCUUUCGGAUAGGGGCGGUGUGUACUGAAACGGAAGAAGGAAUUAAGUAGUGUUUGACGUUUACACAUAAAUACAUACAGACAUACAUACUUGCAAAUAUAAACACAACUAAUGUCUGCAACCAGUGGUUGUUUGAGAAAAAAAAGAGUGUAAUUGAUUUUAAUUCAAAUUAAAUUAGAACACGGCCAGUGAAGAAAUUGUAGAAAAUUUAUUCUAAAUUGUGAGUUUUGUUUAUUUUAUUAUAUUUACAAAAAAUGCACUUGUGUUAGUGUAUUUAAUUACAAUUAAAGUUCCAGAGGAAAGUUGUUUCCUUCGCCCAAAGGGAACCCUUAUUGUAGAGAAUUUGAUUAGUGACUUAAGCCUGUAUGAGACUGUAAUCCCUGCCACCUCUGUGAGAAAAACACAAAAUGUCGAACAAACAUCACUCAAUUGAGAUAAGUUCAUGUGUCAUGGAUCCACAGACCCAACUAUCCGAUGCCUUGGCCAAUAAGAAUAUCAAAGAAUUUCGUGUGGCCUUCGAUUUGGGAGCCGAUCCCUUGAGACUAGACAACAAUCAUCUGAGCAUUUUUGAUAAGGCCCUCAGCACAGCGGGUUGUGCAGAAUUUGUUGAGGAAUGCCUGCAGAGGGGUUGUAGUCCGAACUAUCGCAAUCCCCAUUUGGUAAAAUAUGCAAUUAGUUUUGCCACCGAUUCCCAGGAUCCACAGAUUUUAAGGUCACUGCUAAGGCAUCCUAAUGUCAUGGUGGACAAAAAAUAUCAUGAGCUAACGCCGCUCAACUCAUUGGCAAAGAAUUUGAAUAAUGAAAAUGUCAGCAAUGCCAAGGAGUGCAUGAAGUGCCUUUUGGACUAUGGCGCCUCGCCGAAUAUACCCAAUCAGGCCGAUUUCACGCCAUUGCAUUUUGUGGCGAGAAAUCGUAAAUUGGACGACAUCAAGAAAAGAGAAAUUGUGGAAAUGUUUUUGUCAUACCCGGACAUUGAUUUGGACACAUAUCGUGAGGGAGAGUUGAGAGAAAAACUUGAAGAACUUUAUCCCGACUUGCGUUUGCCGGAGGCCCGCAGCACCACAGAGGUAACAAUGGAAAAGCUGCUGUCCUACAUUAAGUGUGGCGAUACGGAAAAAUUCAAAGAACAAUUUCCCCAAUAUCAAUUGAAUAUUUCGGAUAAGGAUAAUCUAAAGAAUACUCUGAGGGAUGAAAAUGUCCCUCUGUUUCUGGAGGCCAUACGCAAGGGUCACAAUGAAGCAUUUGACAUGAUUUUGGCCAGCGGAGUGAAUUAUAAUGCCGUGCUAAAGGGUAACUCACCCAUGGAAGUGGCCACCAUCUACGGCAACAGCCAUGCUCUGCGUAAACUCCUGGAAUUGGAAGAUCUGGAAUUGAGGUUACGCGAUUAUCCUUUGAUAACAGUCAUACGAAAAAUGAACGAACAACCAGCCCAGGAAUAUUGCGAUUAUCGCAAAUGUUUCUAUACCCUGUUGGAAUCGGAUCGUAUCGAUAUCAACGAAAUGGAUAAGACUCGUUCCACUCCCCUGCACUAUGCCGUGAAAUAUCGCAACACCGAAGCCAUACGAGAGCUGUUGAAGCGUGGUGCCUACAUUGGGGUAAAGAGUCGUUUCAAUGAGCUGCCCAUCGAUGGCAUGAGUCCUGAGCUGUUGGAGGAUCAUUUCGAUCACUGCAUUAGUUCGAAUGGCGCCCGGGUGGGUGAUGAAAGCUUUGAGAUUUUGGUCAAUUUUAUGAACCUCAUGCCACAGGGCGAUAACAAGGCGAAACACAAGGCGAAGCAUCACUUGCGUGAGGAAAUGGCACCCAUUGCCUUUAUUGCCAAGUCUAAGGAACACCGUCAUCUACUGCAACAUCCGCUGGUCACGAGUUUCCUCUUCCUCAAAUGGCACCGCCUCUCAACGAUUUUCUAUAUCAAUUUCCUGCUCUACUUCUUCUUUGCCGUAUCGAUUAUAGCCCAUACGGUGCUGAAGUUCCGCGAAAGUGAUUCGAAUGCUGCCACGGUGAUUUUUGGUCUCAUCUCCUGGGUGGGCAUCUUCUAUAUGAUACUGCGCGAGGCCAUACAAUUUGUUAUGUCACCGGUGCACUAUUUCCGUUCGGCAACCAAUUACAUGGAAGUGGUGCUAAUUAUCCUGGCCAUUAUGACGUGCACUGAACCCACCUAUGAUCAUGAGACGCAGAGGAUCAUAGCCGUCUUUACCAUGCUUCUAAUAGCCGUGGAACUGUGUCUGCUGGUUGGCUCGCUACCCGUCCUUUCCAUUUCCACGCACAUGCUCAUGUUGGAGGCCGUCUGUAAGAGUUUCCUCAAAAGUUUCACUCUCUAUUCGAUUUUUGUCAUCACCUUCAGUUUAUGUUUUUACAUUUUGUUCGGCAAGCCCCAGGUCGAUGAGGAUGGCAAUCCCAUUACACCCGAAGACGAUGACUUCAAUAAAUUCUCCAACCCGCUGGCCGCGAUGAUUAAGACCAUUGUCAUGUUGACGGGUGAAUUUGAUGCUGGUGAUCUACAGUUCGACACACUCUAUAGUUAUUUGCUUUUCCUGCUCUUUGUCUUCCUGAUGACAAUUGUGCUCUUCAAUUUACUCAAUGGUUUGGCCGUGAGCGAUACACAAGCCAUCAAGGGCCAGGCCGAGUUGAACGGUGCCAUUUGUCGCACCCAGCUGUUGACGCGUUACGAGGAGGUACUUACCGGCCGUUCGGAACGUUCCAGUUUCAUUGUCAAUCAUGAGCCAUUCCGUUCGAUAUGCCGUCGCCUAAUGAACAUCUAUCCGAAUUAUCGUCACAUUGCCAUAUUGCCGAAUGACAGUAAUAAAAUUUUCAUACCCGUCGACGAUACCUAUGAAAUGAAAGAACUGGGUGUCCAAUUGAAAAAUAACUCCUUCCACCCGUUGCCAUCGAACGAUGGCGACAAGGUCAAGAAACUUCUGGAUGCUCCCGUACAAUUUCUACCCUGUCUCUGUUCAUGCAUCACCAACAAAUGUUCGGAAAUGGAUCGUCGCACCGUGAAAUUGGCCAUGGCUGUUUUGGAACAGAAAACCAUCAAAAUGGAAAACCGCAAAAGGAUGCAGGAUACGGAAAAUCGUCUGCGUAAUAUCGAAAGUAAAAUGAACGAGAUGUUCCAUUUGUUGAAAGCCAUUAAAAAUGACAUGAACUGAAUGUAGAGGAGUUUUUUUUUAAAUAUUUUAUAAGAAUAAAAAAUGAUAUUUUUAAUUUUUUUAAUAACAUAAAACAUAAUAGAUUUUAUUUUAAAAUAUUACAACAAUAUGCAUUUGAAAUGUUAAUGUUAAGUAUUAAUUGAAUAUUGAAAAAAAUGAAAAGAGUUCAUAGAAUUCAUGUCGGUCCUAAAAUUCUAUUAUUUUUUAUUU